UUUGAGCUUGCCCGGCGGGAUUCCUCAAGAGAUGGGGGGGAUGUUGAAAUGGGGAUGCAUCAGCCCGACGCCUCUGAUAAUUUAAAUGGCUUCUUCAAGAAGGUUGAAGGAAUUGAGAUCCUAGUAGCUAAGCUGACGAGUCUAUUGACUAAACUCCAGACUGCAAAUGAGGAAUCAAAAGCAGUUACAAAAGCAAGCGCCAUGAAAGCAAUUAAGAAGCAAAUGGAGAAAGAUAUUGAUGCAGUGAUGAAAAUUGCUCGUAUGGCAAAAACAAAAAUUGAUGAACUGGAAAAAGAUAACUUAUCUAACACGAAGAAACCUGGACGCGGGAAGGGCUCUGCGGUAGAUCAAUUAAGGGAACAGACUACUGGAGCAGUGAAAAAGAAGUUAAAGAAAUGGAUGGACGGUUUUCAGGUAUUGAGAGAAUCAAUCCGGCAGGAGUACCGGGAAGUUGUUGAAAGAAGGGUAUUUACUGUAACUGGUAAUCGCCCUGAUGAACAGACAAUUGACAAUUUAAUCGAGACAGGGAGAAGCGAGCAAAUUUUCAAAGAUGCGGUUCAACAGCAGGGGAGAGGCCAGAUAUUGGAUACUGUUGCUGAGAUACAGGAGCGGCAUGAUGCUGUAAGAGAUCUAGAGAGGAAGCUUCUAGAGUUGCAGCAGAUAUUCCUGGAUAUGGCAGUAUUGGUUGUGGCCCAAGGAGAGAUGACAGAUGACAUAGUGACACAUGUUUCAAAGGGUACUGACUACAUGCAGCAAGGUUUGGAUGCUCUCGAGAAGGCAAAGAAGCUACAGAAGAACUCGAGAAUGUGCAUGUGCUCCGCCAUACUCGUUCUCCUGCUGAUAGUGGUUAUCGUCGUGCUCACAGUUAUCCAGCCAGGGAAGAAGUAACUCUUGAGCACGACUUGAAACCCAACAUCUCGGCGCGGCAGAAUAUAUAUAUCGUGGUUACUGUUUUUUUUUCCUGUUUACAAUAAGAGAGCAUCCAUCUAGUAUGAGUUCUCAGUUUGUAUGGCCAGGUCCUGUAUCUGGAAGAGUUUCUUUUGAAUGACG
This is a messenger RNA of Triticum dicoccoides, 1050 nucleotides long. Its product is annotated as syntaxin-132-like. NCBI's taxonomy places the organism in Eukaryota, Viridiplantae, Streptophyta, Magnoliopsida, Poales, Poaceae. Gene Ontology annotation, biological process: vesicle fusion; exocytosis; intracellular protein transport. The transcript is spliced from 11 exons. Gene Ontology annotation, cellular component: plasma membrane; endomembrane system; SNARE complex. Bases 49 to 888 code for a protein of 279 amino acids. The record is from RefSeq and is a predicted model, not a curated record. Gene Ontology annotation, molecular function: SNARE binding; SNAP receptor activity.